AUGAGAAUUUGGCCAAAUGUAGGAGCUGUGCUUGUCCUCUGUACUGUAUGGAGAGAGGCUGAACUGAUCACUGACAUUUAUGUAAGUGACCUCAUCAGUAGUUUCCUUGAUGGGAAGAAAUGGCCAGCUGCCAUGUUUUUUACUUGUUUGAAUACUGCAGAUAAUGUAAGGCUGACCAAACUGUGGGCAGCCUAUGGAAUCCAUUUGACAGCAUAUUCACUGGACCAGGAUUUACUUCCAGCCAUGUUGAUGACUGACUAUUACCACCUGGCAGUGAUACUAGACCUUAAUUGCAGUGGCAGUAACCAUCUGCUUGCUCAGGCAUCUCAAGAGAAGCAGUUCAGCAGUCUACACCAUUGGUUGCUGUUGUCUGGAGAGACGCCCUCAUCAAGUGAGGAUUCACUGAUUACUGCUCUGGAACCACUGGACCUGCAAUUAGAUAGUCACAUGACUAUAGCACACAUUGGAGCCAACAUGAAACAAGUUUUAUUGCAUGAUGUAUACAGGAUUGGACUCCAAGAACCUCUAAUAAUCACCCCACCCCGUGACUGGAGUGCAGGACAUCACUUUCCCUCUGGACCUCAGAGAAACAACUAUAAUGGAACUCAUUUAAAAACUUCUGUUCUAGUGAUGGACGACACAUGGGACACAUACCUGGAUGUACACUACAAACACUUCAACACAGAAGCCAAGGUUCAUUACAUGUUAAUGACUUACAUAUCUGAAUUGCUGAACUUCAGGAUGAAUGUAACCUUAACAGACACAUGGGGAUAUCCUUUAAAUGGAUCCAGCUGCUUCACUGGAAUAGUAGGGAUGCUGCAGUGUGGUGAAUGUGAGAUCUCUGCUGCUGGAGUCAUGUGGAAGGGAGAACGCAUGGAUAUUAUUGAUUAUGUUGCAGAGACUACCAAAUUCAGGGGUGCAUUUAUGUUUCUAAAGCCAUCAUUAUCAGAGGUAUCAAUCAUUUAUGAGUUACCAUUCAGUACAUCAGUAUGGGCAACUUACAUAUUAUCUGUGGCAUUUUUGACUGUUGUGUUGGACAUUGUCCAGCAUAUUGAGAAAAGUAUCUGGCCAUUAUCAGUGCCAUCUGAUUACCCAAUUUCGUGGAGUGAUGCUUUGUUGAACACCAUUGGGAUUGUUUGUCAGCAAGGCUCAGAAAACGUCCCUAAGAACCUGGCUUCAAGGAUAGUGUUCAUCUUCAUGAUGCUACUUUCCCUUUUUCUGCUUACAUCAUACUCAGCAAUAAUUGUAUCACUGAUUCAAACUACUAGUUCAGCGAUCAGCACUCUAACAGAUUUGAUGCAGAGCCCAAUGAAACUAAGCAUAAAUGACAAACUUGUUAAUGAAAUAACAGAUCCUACCGUAGAAAAAUUAUUCAAGGAGAAGCUGUAUACACAACCUUUCCAUCAAGCAUUUGUCACUGAAGAAGUUGGAAUGGAAAGAAUACGAAGAGGAUUGAAUGCCUUCCAUGGCCUUUCUGGGGCAUAUAAAAUUAUAAGUGAUACAUAUGAAGAACAUGAAAAAUGCAGAUUCAAGGAGAUAAAUAUGUUUGAAGCAAAUCAUGUUGGUUUUCCAAUAAGAAAAGGCUCUCCUUACAUUGAGCAUAUGAGGCAAAGCACACAGUGGAUGAAAGAAGCCGGCAUGGUGGGACGAGAAGAAGCACGAUGGUAUUAUCCAAAGCCACGAUGUGAAAGCAAUGGCCAAAAUUUUGUGAGUGUCGGAAUCCAGGACUUUUAUCCUGCAUUAGUUAUCUUAGCAUAUGGUAUCCUCUUGUCCAUUGUAAUUCUGGUAGCAGAAAUUCUGUACAACAAACAUCAUAGUGCUCCUCUUGAGACUCAUCUUGAAUCAUGUACCAGAAAGAAGAGAAAUGGAAGAGACUAACAGAUACACUGAGCCUGAAGAAGAAAGUUUCACUCAUCCUCCAAUCAAAGUUUUAUUUUGAGCACUGUUUUACAAUGCAGUCAUAGCUUACCAUAGAAGAAUUCUUCUGGUGUUGUCAAGCAGCUCAAAUUUGAUGUUGUUUAUGGUUCCUAAUCCUCACUUCUUCCUUCUUUCCUUCCACUGCCUAAAUUGAGUGGUUCUGGAUGUGGUAUGCAGAUCAGGACUUUCAAUUUCAGUUUCAAUAAAGGUGCUCCACAUAAUUCUUUAGG
Molecule: messenger RNA, 2147 nt
Organism: Cryptotermes secundus
Lineage: Eukaryota; Metazoa; Arthropoda; Insecta; Blattodea; Kalotermitidae
Exons: 9
Coding region: 1-1878 (625 amino acids)
Cellular component (GO): membrane
Molecular function (GO): ligand-gated monoatomic ion channel activity
Source: RefSeq, a predicted model, not a curated record